AUGUCCUAUCGAAAACAACCUUCUGGGUCACAAAAAAGAAAACGGAAAAAUGAAAUAGGAUUAGCUGUAGAAGCACAGAAGGGUUCUAUACUUAAGUUUGUACGUCAUGAAAACAACGAAGUUGAUCAAGAUCAUCAUGUAACUUCCCAAGAAAAUUUUUAUGCAGAUGAAGCUCAAGAAACGCAAGAACACACAGAACAAUCAUUUGAAACAGAUGCAGACACAAAACAAGAAAUUAAAAUAGUUGAAACUGUACUAGCAUGGGAUAUAGAUGACAUUGGCACAUGGCUGCAAUCUUUAAACAACGAAUACCGUGCCAUUAUACUUGAGAAAGGCCCUGUGAGAAUAAAAGGUCUUGAAUAUCCUAAAGACAUUAGAGGUAGGAAAUUCACAAAAAACAAUUACUACAGAAGACUUUCUAAUGGUGAAAUUGUCAACAGACGGUGGCUUGUGUACUCUAAAUGCAAGGAUGCUGUAUUUUGUUUCCCAUGCAAGAUUUUCAAUAAUUGCAAUUUUAAGAUAGCAACCAUGGGUAUUAAUGAUUGGAAAAAUCUUAGUCACAUAUUACCACAACAUGAAAAGGCACAAUACCACAUUGAAAGUGUGCACAAAUGGUGUGAGCUGAGUGUAAGGUUAAAAAAUCAGACAACUCUUGAUGCCCAAAAUCAAAGAUUGCUGGAGUCAGAAAAACAGCAUUGGAGUCGUGUUCUUGAACGUCUAUUAUCUAUUGUUGAAUAUCUAUCAACAAACAAUCUUGCUUUUAGAGGAAACGUUGAGAAAUUAUUCCAGCCCCAAAAUGGAAAUUUUUUGGGCCUUGUACAACUGCUGGGAAAAUUUGACACAGUGAUGAGUGAACAUCUCCGAAGAGUAACUGAAAAUGAAAUACAUGACCACUAUUUGGGACCAAGAAUUCAAAAUGAACUGAUCAUGCUAAUGAGUAAUAAAGUGAGAGACAAAAUUGUUUCAUUGGUUACUUUGGCAAAAUAUUUUGCCGUAAUUCUAGAUUGCACUCCGGACAUAAGUCAUCAAGAACAGAUGUCAUUAACAGUGAGAUUUGUCGACAUUAGUGAUUCAGCACAGAUUACAGUUAAGGAAUUGUUUAUCACAUUUUUAGAAGUACAAGAUACUACAGGUUUUGGACUUCUUCAAACUCUCCUUGAUGAACUAAAACAAAUGGGAUUGUCCAUAAUGAACAUUCGAGGACAAGGAUGGCAAACAUUCAAAGCACAUGUCAAUGGUAUUACCAUUAAGCCUCUAUCUGAGACACGCUGGGAAAGCAGAGUAGAAAGUGUAAAAACGUUGAGAUAUCAAUCUGAGGAAGUUUAUGAAGCAUUGGUUGCUAUUUCGGAAGAAGCCAGAGAUCCAAAAGCUAAAAGUGAAGCACAGUCAUUGGCCUCUGAAAUAUCCAGCUUCAAGUUUCUAACAUCUGUCGUAAUCUGGUAUGACAUUCUUGUUAAAAUCUCAAGUGUAAGCAAAAUAAUGCAGAGUCCAAUGAUGCAGCUUGAUUCAACACUUACCUUACUAAACAACACACGAGACUUUUUAGUGAAAUACAGAGAACAUGGAUUCAAAGAAGCACAGGUUACAGCAAGAGAGCUUGCACAGGCACUCGGUGUAGAACCAAAAUUUCCAUGUGCGAAUGUGACACGAGUUUCAAGGAAAAAACGACAAAUGGAAUAUGAAGGAGCAGAUGAGCCCAUAGAAAUUUGA
This is a messenger RNA of Gopherus evgoodei (Goodes thornscrub tortoise), 1710 nucleotides long. RefSeq lists its product as uncharacterized. Lineage: Eukaryota; Metazoa; Chordata; Testudines; Testudinidae. Bases 1 to 1710 code for a protein of 569 amino acids. The record is from RefSeq and is a predicted model, not a curated record. The transcript is spliced from 2 exons.